Neoarius graeffei (lesser salmon catfish) is the source of this 1431-nucleotide messenger RNA. RefSeq names its product thiamin pyrophosphokinase 2 (gene tpk2). Bases 110 to 1015 code for a protein of 301 amino acids. The record is from RefSeq and is a predicted model, not a curated record. The transcript has 8 exons. Gene Ontology annotation, molecular function: 8-oxo-dGDP phosphatase activity. Lineage: Eukaryota; Metazoa; Chordata; Actinopteri; Siluriformes; Ariidae.
UGGCGUCUAUGGGAAGUUAAUGGAGUUUUCACUUCUGGCUCUAAAACGAUCACUCGUUAAGUGUCUUAUGAUCAUUAUUUCAGUGUAAAGAUCAGCACAGCGCCUGAAGAUGAGCACAACGUUGUUGUCUUGGUCUGAAAAAAUACUGCAGCUUCUGCGCCGGAUGAACAGCUUUCAUUUGCCAGGCUCUAGUUUAGAGAAAUGUCUGCGGUUCGAGAUUGCAGGUCAGCAUGUGGGCUGGAUCAGGCCGGAUGUAGCGUCAGUGCUGCACCGUUUCCCAGAUGUCUUCUGUACAGUAGCGGGCGCUAUAGAGCUCUGCCCCACGCUAGACUCGUAUGAGCGCAGGACUCAGGCGGUGGAGGUCGUGCUGCAGGUGCUCAGAGAGGAGGCGGGGUUUACAUGUCUAAAGGGGUGGAGAAAUGAGAAGUACGCGGUGAUGCCAAGGUUCUGUGACACUCCGCUGAUGGACAUAGAGAGAGCAGCGACAAGUCUGUUUGGAGUGAAGCGUUAUGGCGUCCAUGUUAAUGGAUUCAGUCGAGACAGAGAGGGGAAGCUGAGCAUGUGGCUCGGCAGGAGAUCCAACACUAAACAGACUUAUCCUGGAAAACUGGACAACCUGGCAGCAGGGGGUCUUGCGGCCGGAUGCAGUGUUAAACACACGCUGGUGAAAGAGUGUGAGGAGGAAGCAUGCAUCCCUCCAUCACUGGCACAGAGAGCACAACCUGUAGGAACCAUCAGCUACACGUACGAGGACGAUGAGGGCGUGUUCCCCGAGUGCCAGUUCGUCUUUGAUUUGGAGCUCCCAAACGAUUUCAAGCCUCAGAUUGGAGACGGAGAAGUGCAAGAGUUUUAUUUCUACCCCAUCGACAAGGUGAAGGAACUGAUCACAAGUGAGGAGUUUAAGCCAAAUUGUGCCAUGGUGGUGCUGGAUUUCCUCAUCAGACACUCCGUCAUAGAACCUGACUCAGAACUGUAUUAUCAGGAGUUUGUCGUCGGUCUGCACAGAUCAUUAUAGAAGAUGGACAACUGACUUUUUAUAUUUACAAUCAUUAUAGAAGAUGCAACCAAAAACACACCACUGUGAGAUAUGAACCUCCUAAAACAUUGACCCAAGGCUGAAUGAAACUUGAACACAGCAUGACAGAGUUACACAAAGUUUAUUUUCCAUCUGCUUUUGUAUACAAAAGAUCAUUGCUGUAUCAAAAGCUUUUAAUUUUAUAACAAUAUCAACAAGAAAACGCAGAAUCCCUCAAGAAAUCAUUUGUGUUUUAUAGCCUGGCAUUAAACAACAACUUUUAACUAAGUUUUCUUAAAACCGUAAAACUUCUUUUUGAUUUUAGAUUAAAUGAAAGCGAUGCAGAAAAGCCAGCAGAAUGUCACAGAGCUGUUAAAGCACAGCACAGACAAGAAGUAGAAAAAAAAAAAAACAAC